This is a messenger RNA of Urocitellus parryii (Arctic ground squirrel), 945 nucleotides long. Its product is annotated as olfactory receptor 1468. Gene Ontology annotation, biological process: G protein-coupled receptor signaling pathway. Gene Ontology annotation, cellular component: membrane. NCBI's taxonomy places the organism in Eukaryota, Metazoa, Chordata, Mammalia, Rodentia, Sciuridae. Gene Ontology annotation, molecular function: G protein-coupled receptor activity; olfactory receptor activity. The record is from RefSeq and is a predicted model, not a curated record.
AUGACAGGAAGGAACCAAUCUAUCAUCUCAGAGUUCCUCCUCUUGGGCCUGCCCAUCCAGCCAGAGCACCAGAACCUCUUCUAUGCCCUGUUCCUUUUCAUGUAUCUUACCACCGUCCUGGGGAACCUCCUCAUCAUCAUCCUCAUUCGCCUGGACUCCCAUCUGCACACACCCAUGUAUUUGUUUCUCAGUAACUUGUCCUUCUCUGAUCUCUGCUUUUCCUCUGUCACUAUUCCCAAACUGUUACAGAACAUGCAGAGUCAAGUUCCCUCCAUCCCCUAUGCAGGCUGCCUGACUCAAAUGUACUUCUUCCUGUUUUUUGGAGACCUGGAGAGCUUCCUUCUAGUGGCCAUGGCCUAUGACCGCUAUGUAGCCAUCUGCUUCCCCCUGCACUACACCACCAUCAUGAGYCYCAAGCUCUGUCUCUCCCUGGUGGUGCUGUCCUGGGUGCUGACCAUGCUCCAUGCCCUGUUGCACACCCUGCUCAUGGCAAGAGUGUCUUUUUGUGUGGACAACGUGAUCCCCCACUUUUUCUGUGACUUGUCUGCUGUGCUGAAGCUGGCCUGCUCUGACACCCAUGUCAAUGAGUUGGUGAUAUUUAUCAUWGGAGGACCCRUURUUGUCUUCCCAUUCCUACUCAUUAUUGKGUCCUAUGCAYGAAUUUUCUCCUCCAUCCUCAAGGUCCCUUCUUCCYGUGGUAUUCACAAGGCCUUCUCCACGUGUGGCUCCCACAUUUCYGUGGUKUYRCUGUUCUUUGGGACAAUUAUUGGCCUCUAUUUAUGUCCAUCARCUAAUAAUUCUACUGUGAAAGAGACCAUCAUGGCUCUGAUGUACACGGUGGUGACUCCCAUGCUGAACCCCUUCAUCUACAGCCUGAGGAACAGAGACAUGAAGGGAGCUCUAAGAAGAGUCCUUUGUAAGAAGAAAAAGUCCUUCUGUGUUUGA